AUGGAAUCUCAAACAUCCUUUACUACCGUUUCUGUACCUGUAUUUGAUGGACAAAACUAUCAAAUGUGGGCUGUCAAAUUGGAAGCAUAUCUAGAUGUUAACGAUGUGUGGGAAGCGGUAGAAGAGGAAUACGAAGUGUCUCUCUUGCCAGAUAAUCCUACGAUUGCUCAAAUGAAAAAUCACAAAAAAAGGAGGCUUCGAAAGUCCAAAGCCAAAUCAAUUUUGUUCACAGUCGUAUCUCCGAUCAUUUUCAACAGAAUAAUGACAUUGAAAACGGCAUAUGAAAUCUGGAAGUUUUUGAAGGAAGAGUAUCAAGACAAUGAGAAAAUCAAAGGAAUGCAAGCUUUGAAUCUGGUUCGAGAACUUGAGAUGCAAAGGAUAAAAGAUCCAGAGACAAUCAAAGAUUAUGCGGACAAGCUUCUUGGCAUUGCAAACAAAAUACGUCUUCUUGGCACUGAUAUUCCUGAAUCUCAAAUUGUUCAAAAAAUACUUAUAACAAUUCCAGAAAGAUAUGAAGCCACAUUGACUUCCUUGGAGAACUCAAAAGAUCUUUCUACUAUUACCUUGGCAAAACUUUUGACUGCACUUCAGGCUCCAGAACAAAGAAGACUCAUGAGAGAAGAAGGUCAUAUUGAAGGGGUUUUGGUUGAAGACAAUAUGCAGGUACAAGGGCUACCCAAACUAGAAGAGAAAUCACCCGUAUGCGCAACUUUGCAAUAUGGAAAACAAACAAGAUUGCAUUUCCCAAAAGAAAAAUCCUGGAGAGCAACAAACAAGCUGCAAUUAGUACAUAUGGAUGUUAGAGGACCUAAAAGAACCCCAUCUGUGAAUGGUAAGCAAGUAAAGCUAGUUGGUGAAAGUCAAAAUGAACCAGAAAAAUUAGAGGAAGAAGAGCAGCCUAAGACAACUCUUCCCGAAGCAGAAGCUGAAAAUGUGGAAAAGCCAAAAGAGAAACUACAAAUAGAUGAGGAAAUUGCAGAAGAUUGUAAGGACGUGAAGAUUAAGCAAGAAAUUGUGAUCAAGACUUCCAAAAGUGAAGGAACUUUAGAUGAUACGAUUAAGGACGAAAAAACUUAG
Molecule: messenger RNA, 1077 nt
Organism: Vigna umbellata (rice bean)
Lineage: Eukaryota; Viridiplantae; Streptophyta; Magnoliopsida; Fabales; Fabaceae
Source: RefSeq, a predicted model, not a curated record